CCGUCCUAUCUUCCUCAGGACAUCUACAAACUUCUACAAGCCUCUUAACAUUCCAAUUGCAAGGCGUGUUUUCGAUCAUCGACCGACUACACGCCGCCCACAAAAUGGCCAUGAAGAAGAUUGCCUUGAUUGUCCUCGUGGUUGCUGUUUGCAUGUCUGCAGCUAUGGCCGUUGCACCUCUAAAGGCUGCAGCUGCCACCCCAGCUGCCAGUCCCGCUGCAACGCCCACCUCCGAUGCUUCUGCUCCAGUACCUAAUGGAAGCAAUAUGAACGCCGUUGGAUCUUUAGUCGGAGCUUCAGUCUUGUCCUUCUUGGCCCUUUACUUGCGUUGAAUCUCGAAAGCUUGAAAGUAAUAAAAUGCUUGAAAGUAAACGGCCUAGGCUAGAGAGAAAAAUAAAAGAGUCUAAGAAAUAUAUAUGAAGUGUAUUUGUUUGUGUUGUCCGAGAGCUAAUUAAUAACAAUGGUGCUGUUGUUGGCGUCUAUCUAUUA
Malus domestica (apple) is the source of this 489-nucleotide messenger RNA. The record is from RefSeq and is a predicted model, not a curated record. Lineage: Eukaryota; Viridiplantae; Streptophyta; Magnoliopsida; Rosales; Rosaceae.